CAUAAAUUAUACAACAAUGAAAGAUACUACCAGACGCAUAUUUGAAAAAGAGAACCAGGCUGAAGUUUCUAAUAAUAUAGACAAAAGAACCAAUUAAAAAUCAUUUACAUAAUUGGUUUCAUUGAGUUUGCUAAAUAGAUAACCAAGUAAGAUAAUUUCUUAUUUUUUUACAGAAAUUGAAUUUAAAAGCAUAGAUAUCAAAUAAUAACCUCAACCAUAAAAUUAUUUAACACAAAGAAACCCUAAUGUAUCAAGUCUCCAUUAUCGUCCAGAAGUAAAGUAAAAAACAACAGUUUCUACAACAGAAUAGAUUGUAAUAUAUUAUAUAUUUAAGUUUAGUACUCACCAAUCACUGUAAGAUAGACUACUUCUAUUAGUUAAUGCAAUCACGAAUAUUAAAUUAAGGAAUAGAAGAAUCCUUUAAAUAAAUUGAUUAAUCUUUAUGGAGACAAUAUACUUAUAAAUUAUUAGGCUUAUGAUUCUGUUUAAAAGUUUGAGUUUUUGAAAAAGCAUUCAAUAAGCAGUAAUUUAAGAGCUAAAAUGGUUGAUUGGAUGGUUGAAGUCUUAACCUCAUACAAAUGUAAAGAUCAAACGUUUUUUAUGGCUGUGAGAUUGAUGGAUACAUUUUUACAUUAAACAACAAAAUAACAUGUUCCUCAAGAUUUACAUCUAAUUGGUGUUACAUGUAUGUUCAUAGCUAGUAAGUUUGAAGAAAUUUAUCCAGUAAAAUUAUAAAUAGUUCAUGAAAAAAUAGCACAUAAAAAAUUAUCUAAAGAUGAAAUAAGGGAAAAAGAAAGUUAAAUUGCAUAAGCUUUAGAUUUUAAAUUAGUGGGAACAACAAUCUCAGAAAUUGUCUCAAUGGCGUUAUAAUUAAUCAAUCAACAUUAAAAAAUGCACCAACUUGUCAUAUAUUUAGCUAAAAUAGUUUUAUAUGAUUAUGAACUAAUUAGUUAAUAUAAUUAUUCAUCAUUAUCAGCUGCAUGUAUAAUUGUUGGUUGCAAUCUAUUAAGCCAAGAAUCAAGUGAUGAAAUUGUAAAUAUCUAUUUACUAUUAUUAGAUUCCAUAAAUUUUAUCAGUACUAAAUGUUGAUAAGGAUGAAACAAUAGAAUUAUCAAAUAAAAUAUUAAAUUUAGCCAAAAAUUUUGAUAAGCUAUUUCCUAAUCUGGAAAACUUAAAGAAGUUCAACAAAAAUUCAACGUUAGACAUAAUCAAACUAUAAAAAUGA
This is a messenger RNA of Paramecium sonneborni, 1225 nucleotides long. Lineage: Eukaryota; Ciliophora; Oligohymenophorea; Peniculida; Parameciidae. The record is from the annotation of a GenBank genome assembly.